Molecule: messenger RNA, 1441 nt
Organism: Nicotiana tabacum (common tobacco)
Lineage: Eukaryota; Viridiplantae; Streptophyta; Magnoliopsida; Solanales; Solanaceae
Biological process (GO): CAAX-box protein processing
Cellular component (GO): membrane
Molecular function (GO): metalloendopeptidase activity
Source: RefSeq, a predicted model, not a curated record
AUUUUCUAUAAAUAAAAAAAAUUGUUGGUCUACAUUUAACCAUUCUCCUUUCUUCCUCUUUCAUCUUCUACUGAUAAAAUGUAAAACAGAAAAAAACCUUCAAGUAAGUGAGGGAAAAAUCUUGUUAGAAUUCUAUAAUUCAGCUUUCAAGCAAUCAUCAAUGGGUUCACUUACUAUAAACUACUGUUGGACUAUUGCCACUGCAUGUAUGGUUAGUGAACUUUGCCGAGGGUCUAUUGGAAACAGCCUCUCUAUCCUCACAGGAGGUAGGGAUAAGAGAUUUAAAACCAAUGUAAGGGCAUUUGCAAGUCAGAGGUCUGUUAAGAAAUCAAGAAAAAAAGGGAAAACAGAGAAAACUGAUACUGCAGUACCCGAUAAGUAUCUGUUAAGUGAUGAUGUUAAUCCAGAUUAUGUUGAAGAUAGCAAGAAGAACAUAUCCCUUCUUGACACUUCAGAGGCUGGGACUUCUGUGCCGAUGAUCCCAUCUAGAGGUUCUGUGCUUCAGGCAUGCAUAAUCACUUCUGGAUUUAUUGGUCUUCUAGGUGUCGUAAUUCGAGAGGUUUCUCAUGUUGCAUCAGGAGGUGGGUUGCCAAUUGUUGACUGUUCUGUCAAAAUACCAUUGACUUUCCAGAUGUGGCAUGUUGAGUUGAUUACUGGAUUGGUAAUACUGGUAUCCUCUUGUCGGUACUUACUGCUGAAGAUUUGGCCGGAUUUUGCCGAGUCUAGUGAAGCAGCAAAUAGCCAGGUCUUAAGUUCACUUGAACCAUUGGAUUACAUAGUGGUAUCACUCCUUCCAGGCAUUAGUGAGGAGCUUCUUUUCCGUGGUGCACUGCUACCACUUUUUGGCAUCAAUUGGCAGAGUGUCGUGGCAGUUGCUUCCAUAUUUGGGAUAUUACACUUGGGCAGUGGUCGAAAAUACUCCUUUGCUGUCUGGGCCACAUUUGUUGGAAUUGCGUAUGGUUAUGCUACAAUUUUAUCAUCAACUCUUCUUGUGCCAAUGGCUGCUCAUGCCGUAAAUAACCUAGUAGGAGGCAUCAUAUGGCGCUACACAUCAAAUUCGUCAAAAUAGAUUGCUUGCACGAGCAAAUGCAAGAAAGCCUCCUGUGACUGCAACAUACGGGGGAUUCCUCCAGUCUGCACCAAGUGCUGACUGAUGGUUUCACAGGUUAAAAGGAGUCAUUUGAGAAUUCUUCUGAUAAACCCCUUUUUACUCUUUAUCAUGGGAUGUGUAAAAGAUCUGUCAAAGAUCUUUGCUUCUUUUUAAGUAAUAUAUGUGUGAUUUCUGAGUUAUUGUUGGUGAAGAACAUUACAGAUUAUUAUUGAGAACAAAAAAUAAUCUGCAGUAUUCUGAGCUCCAAUCUGGCAAACUGCAGUAUUAUGAGCUCCAAUCUGGCAAACUGCAAUAUUAUGAGCUCCAAUCUGGUACUAGCCUUUUCAAUUA